This is a messenger RNA of Nilaparvata lugens (brown planthopper), 1782 nucleotides long. RefSeq names its product esterase E4. Lineage: Eukaryota; Metazoa; Arthropoda; Insecta; Hemiptera; Delphacidae. The record is from RefSeq and is a predicted model, not a curated record. Bases 28 to 1701 code for a protein of 557 amino acids. The transcript is spliced from 10 exons.
UAUUCAAAAUGAGCCAGUGUGAGUCACAUGAUGGUGCCUUCUACAGUUUAUCUGCUGCUGCUUGGUAUUUUCGGAACGCUUAUGGUUGGUGAUUGUCUUACACAUUCUGAAUCAGUUCAACAAAACUUGAUAGUUAACACUCGAUUAGGUCAGCUGAGGGGAAGCCGGCUCGAAACUUGGACUAAUCAGGCAUUUUUUGCCUUCAGGGGAGUUCCCUAUGCUGAACCUCCAGUUGGAAAGUUGCGAUUCAAGGCACCGGUACCAGUAAAGAAAUGGAAAGGUAUGUGGAACGCCACUUCAGAUGCUGCAGUAUGUCCGCAAAUUGGUGGGGAAACAGUGGGACCUAACAACGAAGACUGUCUAUACUUGAAUGUCUACUCAAAAAAACUUGACGAUAAAAACCCUGUUAUAGUUUAUUUUCAUCCUGGUGGAUUUUUUGCCAUGACUGGAGCCAGCUAUUGGAACGGACCAGACUACCUAAUGAAUGAAGAUGUUGUUCUAGUCACAAUCAAUUACAGAUUGGACGCAUUGGGUUUUCUCAGCACUGGAGAUGAAGAAGCAGAAGGAAACUACGGACUCAAGGACCAAGUAGCCGCGUUACGAUGGGUCAAGAGUCAUAUCUCCAAUUUCGGAGGAGAUCCAGACAGUGUCACUCUUGUUGGCUAUAGCGCCGGCUCUGCCAGUACUUACUAUCAUAUGCUCUCCCCCAUGUCAAAAGGUCUGUUUCAUAAAGUGAUUGCAAUGAGCUGUGGAGUGACUCAGAGAGGAUUGAUUUCCAAAAAUCCAAUGCAAUUCACAAAGAAGCUGGCUGGACUCUUCAAUUGUUCUCUCCCUUCAAGUAAGGAAAUUAUCGAUUGCUUGAGAAAAAUUCCAGCAAGUAAUAUAACCAGCCAGUACGAUGCUAUGAGGAGUUUUUAUAAUUCACCUAUUGUUGUUUUUGGGCCGGUGAUUGAGGAUUUCAAUACCACUAGUGAGCGCUUCUUAUUGGAUGAACCAGUUAAACUUAUUAAGAAAAAGCAAUACAAUCACGUUCCUGUGGUAACUGGAAUUGUAAAAGAUGAGUUCAGAGGAUGGUUUAAUUGGAUGUACAACGCAAUAGAAGACGAAGUGAAGUCUUUCAAUGACAACUUCUACAAAAUAUUGCCAGUGAUCCUUCUGUAUGACGAUAAAACAGAAGACGAGAAAAGGAAAAUAACAGAUGAAUUCAAAAAGUUCUACCUGAACGGUGAAACAAUCAACAACAACACAAUUGAUGGGCUAGGGGAUCUAUUCGCUGAUGCCACUAUCAUUCACGGAGAGCACACAACAGCCAAACUCCUUGCUAAGUACAACAACGCCCCAGUAUAUUUUUACAUGAUGAAUUAUUUGGGGCGCUUUGGACACGUUAAGGAUACAAGAACUGGAAAAGUAAUGGGACCAACUCAUCAUGAUGACCUGAUCUACAUAUUCUAUGUAUCGAAGCUUUUUCCAAAAUUCAAUACAACUGAUCCUGAAUCUACUAUGGUGAAGCGUUUGACAACAUUUUGGAGCAGCUUUGCUUAUUCUGGGAAUCCAACACCAACCAAUUCUUCUGUCCAAUGGCUUCCAAUAAAAGACAAUGAUCUGAAAUAUUUGGAUCUGGAUAAGGAUUUGAAUAUGGUCGACGGCCUUCCAUAUCCUAAACGCAUGGGAAUUUGGGAUUCGCUGUUUCCCAUCGAUUGAUUGUAUGAACUGUUCCAAAACAGAUUUACAAAUGAUGUAUAGUCUAGGGAAUUAUUGGCAUUAAAGCAUAUCAAAGCAUAA